This is a messenger RNA of Vitis riparia (riverbank grape), 3012 nucleotides long. Its product is annotated as microtubule-associated protein 70-2-like. Bases 914 to 2725 code for a protein of 603 amino acids. The transcript has 11 exons. Gene Ontology annotation, biological process: cytoskeleton organization. Gene Ontology annotation, molecular function: microtubule binding. The record is from RefSeq and is a predicted model, not a curated record. NCBI's taxonomy places the organism in Eukaryota, Viridiplantae, Streptophyta, Magnoliopsida, Vitales, Vitaceae.
UAUAUGAUUUUAAUGACAUUAUUAUUAUUUAUGGAAAAUCUGAAAGUGAAGAUGAGACCAAAUCUGAAACCCAAUUGAAGUGCCAAUCAUGGAAGGUACGCCGUACGCACAGGCCAUGUGUACAGAUAUUUUAGGUAAAAGGGGGGUGACAUGUGACUGCGAUAUCGAGAUUUUCUCAAUUAUGAUACGCGCUCGUGUGAGUGCGCGUGUCGAUGGAGCCUUAGAGAAUAGAAGAUCAGACCCCAGCAUCGGUUGGAGUCACGCUUUGUCUCUAAAGCAUGUGCCCUCUACGCUUUCCCACUCGCAUGUGCACUUGUCCCACUUGCUCGCUCUCCCCCCCUUCCUUUUGCUUGCUUUCUCCGCCAUUCGCCAAUUCCCCUCCUCUGCUUCUAACAUAUCAUCUGCUUACGUGACGCUUUCUCAUUCGCUCAAUUCUUAUUAACCCUUACUCUUCUUAAUCUCAUUCAACGGUAAUAUUUUCACCUUGGGACCACCUCAUUUCUAGCCGUUGGAUGUGUGGAGAGAAGUGACAGCUUACUGACCAAGUCUUCAAUGGUUGAUAAUUCCAAUUUUAUCCCACGAUUAUGUGAGUUUCACAAAUAGAAUCUUCGUCUCACAGCCGUUAGAUCUUGUGACUUAACAAUCCGAUCACAAGUUAUAAUCAAACAAAAUAAUACACUAAAUCCUGCCUCUUUUUUCUCUCUCUUCAUUUAAACCCCGCCUAAACCCCUCCUUAAUCCCACCAUAUAUAAAUCCCCACGCUUACAAAAUACCAAUCUCUCUUCCCUGAAAAAAUAACGCAUACACAUGAACAGAGCUUCUCCUCUCUCUAUUUUCUCUCUCUAGAAAUCCGCUGUCUUCUUCUGAUUUCUAGGGUUGGAGUGUUGUAUGUAAUUGUGAUUACAGAUCCUCUAUGGCGAACGUCCACAUUAGCAACGGCGAAGCUGGGCCGAGCUCCGACUCGCUCAAGCCCAUGGUGCUCACAUCAUCAACUUCGUUCAAGGCUCGCAAGAAGCCUACCAUCUCCAGAGCUGGCUCCGAAGUCGAAGAUGUCAUCAACCUUUUGCACGGUUCCGAUCCAGUCCGUGUCGAGCUCAAUCGCCUCGAGAACGAAGUCAGAGACAAAGAUAGGGAACUGGGAGAUGCACAUGCGGAAAUCAAGGCACUGAAAUAUUCAGAACGCCUCAAAGAGAAAGCAGUUGAAGAGCUAACUGAUGAGCUACAAAAAGUAGAUGGAAAAUUAAAAGCAACUGAAGCACUCUUGGAAAGCAAGAACCUUGAGAUUAAGAAGAUAAAUGAUGAGAGAAAAGCAGCUCUGGCUGCCCAAUUUGCAGCAGAAGCCACACUUCGAAGAGUUCAUGCUGCCCAAAAAGAUGAUGAAAUGCCUCCUAUUGAAGCCAUCAUCGCCCCACUGGAGGCAGAGCUAAAGCUGGCUAGACUGGAGGCAGCAAAGUUGCAGGAUGACAAUAGAGCACUGGAUCGACUAACUAAAUCUAAGGAGGCUGCUUUACUUGAGGCUGAGAGAACUGUUGAGAUUGCUUUGGCAAAAGCAUCCUUGGUUGAUGAUCUGCAAAACAAAAACCAAGAACUCAUGAAGCAGAUUGAAAUAUGCCAGGAGGAGAACAAAAUCCUGGACAAAAUGCAUCGGCAAAAGGUUGCAGAGGUCAAAAAGCUAACACAAACUGUUUGUGAACUUGAAGAGGCUGUUUUGGCUGGGGGAGCUGCAGCAAAUGCUGUGCGUGAUUACCGGCGGAAAGUGCAAGAAAUGAAUGAUGAGAGAAAAAUUUUGGACCGGGAACUAUCUCGUGCAAAGGUUACUGCAAAUCGAGUAGCUGUUGUUGUUGCAAAUGAAUGGAAAGAUGCCAAUGACAAAGUGAUGCCUGUGAAGCAAUGGCUUGAAGAAAGAAAAUUUUUUCAGGGAGAAAUGCAACUACUUCGAGAUAAACUGGCUGUAGCAGAGCGCACAGCCAAGGCUGAAGCACAGUUAAAAGAGAAAUAUCAACUACGGUUCAAAGUGCUAGAAGAAAGACUUAGAGCAUCUCCAAGUGGUAAUUUACGCACAACUUCAGAAGGAAGAAGUAUAAGCAAUGGGCCGUCACGACGUCAGUCUCUUGGUGGGGCAGAAAACUUGUCAAGAUCAGCCUCCAACGGCUUUGCAUUGAGGAGAACAGCAAAUUCACAAUCCGGGUCGAUCAGGUCCAACAGUGCCAGUGUGUUAUUAAGAAAUGCCAAGAUCUCAUCAAGAUCAUUUGAUGGUGGUAGUAGAUCACUAGAUAGAGAUAAAGUGAUUCCAAAUGCAGCUAGGAAACAUGAAGUGCUCACUGACACCAAUGAUCAGAUCCAAAAUGCCAAGACAAUUGGUACACAUGAGGCAAGCACAAAUGGAAAUCCGAGUGAGAAAACAAAAUCAGAACUUGAUGAUUCAGUCUCUGGAGUGUUGUAUGAUAUGCUACAGAAAGAGGUUAUCACUCUUAGAAGAGCUUGCCAUGAGAAAGACCAGAGCCUUAAGGACAAGGAUGAUGCAAUUGAGAUGUUGGCAAAGAAGGUCGAUACAUUAAACAAAGCAAUGGGAGUUGAGGCCAAAAAGAUGCGAAGAGAAGUUGCUGCUAUGGAAAAGGAAGUUGCGGCCAUGCGUGUUAGCAAGGAGCAUGAUCCAAGGGCACGACGCCCAAGCGCUCCUAGAGGCUCUCAGUUGCUUUCUGCAAGGAAUGCACGAAACUCAUAGGUAAUGGAUGUGGCUGCGACCCACUGACCCAGAUAAAGGCAUCUUUUAUUUCUUCCGCCUCUGCUGUCAAUGGGUUGGUACUCUUUUGUUAUUAUUUUUCUCUUUUCGUUUUUACCUGUAUCGGCCAAGUAGUCGACUUGUAAAGAACUGACUUUAGGCUUUCCAGGAAAUGAUCCCACUCCCACUGUUGUAUAUUUUGUAUUGAAUAUUACUAAAAGUUAAUCUCAAAUUACGUGUGCCAUGAAAUUAAUAUAUAUAUAUAUAAACAAGUUGGUCAGUUUUUCCUA